CACACCCCAUUUAAUUUCCAUCGUCACAGAUAUUUAGCCUUUCUUUUUCAAAGAUACGGAGGCCCUCUUCAGAGUUUGGUCAAAAAGAAACAGUCAAUGAACUCAAGCCCCAACAUUCAAAGCAAAUCAGAAAAACAAAUAAACACUAGGCCCAAAAUCUGCCCUGGCUCACCCACCCAAACAAAAAAAAAACCCUAACGAGGAAGGGGCUUCUGCACGUAUCAGAGAGAUGUUUACAAAGUCCUCAUUAAGGAAAAGAAACUAGAUAAGAGUGCACACGCACACACACACUCACUGGGACACUACGAACACUAAAAAUGCAGAGCUUCCUAGUUUGUAGAUAAGGCAUAGAGAGAAAGUGGAGAGAGAGAGAGGGGGGAAGAGAAGAAAAACAUUUGAAAAGAGAUGCCACAGAGGGACAUAUCUUUCACGUAGUGAAACAACCCUCACGUCAAAACCUUCCAGACAUCAGAAGGUAAGAAGAAGAAGAAGAAAUCCUCCAAGUUCAGGAUUAGAGGGACUUUCAUUCAAUGACAGGUGUGGCUGCAGAACUUCAACAAACCUCAACGCACUGGAGUGAUCACUGACCCUCUGGAUAAGCAAGGGUUUAGUUCUUCUGAACGCAACAAAAUAACAUUCAGGGCAUUGUUUCAUUGAAUCUGUAGAUCCAAAUUCAAUCCCUGUUUGACUCCAAACCCAUUGGACUGCUUGUUUUUGUGUCUCAUCACGGUUGGAAGCAGGGUUUGUAAAUUUGGAUUAUGGGGCCAUCCAUAGCGUCAGUUUUUUUGGCCUUCCUUGUGUUGUUUUGGGGGCCUUUCUUUGCCUGCAGUAACCCUAUCAGCUCACCGGAGAGGAUCCGCACUGGUCCAGGGCUGGAUGAUGGGAAUGGAGGUGUUCUGGAUCCCUCACUACUGGAGCAGGACAGUGAGGUGGACAUGCAAAGCGUGCUGGAGACCCUAAAGGGGCAGUUUCUACGCACCUUUAAUCUGUCAGGUAUCCCUCCACCUGUAAAGACAGGGGCCACUCGAGUGGAGCCCCCAGAGUACAUGAUGGAGCUCUACAACCGCUUCGCCAACGACCGAACAUCAAUGCCUUCGGCAAACAUUGUACGCAGCUUUAAAAAUGAAGACUCUUCCCCAUGCAGCGUGGGACCUGGUGGGGUGAGACAACACCCCCUUCUCUUCAACGUGUCAAUCCCACACCACGAAAGAGUCACCGCCGCUGAGCUCCGACUCUACACCCUGGUUCAAACCGAUCGCCACAAAUAUGCUGGUGUUGACAGAAAAGUGACCAUAUAUGAAGUGAAACAACGUGAAACAAACGCCAGUCAUCAAAUAAGAGGAGACGAUAUUGAGGAGGAAACAGAACUAGUGGAGUUGGCAUCUCGACAGGUUUACGGCACAGACAAUGGCUGGGAAUCCUUCGACAUGACUGCUGCGGUGCUUAACUGGCGUGCUAAAUCAGAAUAUGGCACCACCCACAAGUUGGAGGUUCACAUCGCAAGUUUGAAUUCUCAGAGUGCUCCAGCUUCCGAAGGUGAGAAUACAGGCAAUGCCAUAGGAGGGGCCAUGGACAUUGACACCAGUCUUGAGGACAAGCACAGACCCUUAAUGAUUGUCUUCUCUGAUGACCAAAGCGUAGACCACCGUGGAGACAAGCGAGAACUGAAUGAACUUAUUCAACAUGAGACUGCUGGGCGUGGCUUUCAGGACAACCUUGGCCUGGGGCUGACCGAUCUCUGGGACGACUUGGGACAAAACGAUGAGAAUGAGGAAGAGGAGCAGAGUGAGGAAGCUCUCCUUCAAAUGCGCUCCAACCUCAUCUAUGACACGGCAUCCAGAAUUCGACGCAACGCCAAAGGCAACCUGUGUAAAAAGAACCCUCUCUAUGUUGACUUCAAAGACAUCGGUUGGGACAGCUGGAUUUUGGCUCCCACUGGUUAUGAAGCAUAUGAGUGUGCAGGGGUGUGCACGUACCCCUUGACAAAACACGUUACACCCACAAAACAUGCCAUUGUGCAAACUCUAGUCAACUUGAAAAGUCCGCAGAAAGUCGCUAGGGCUUGUUGUGUACCCACUAAAUUAGAUUCCAUCUCCCUGCUCUACCUAGAUGAUGCAGGUGUGGUCACAUACCAGUAUAAAUAUGAAGGCAUGGUGGUAUCAGAGUGUGGAUGCAGAUAGUAUUUAAUGGAAGGAAAUGGGGUGAAGCCAGGCCAGAGCUUAGAAACUGGAAUAGAUGGAGAUAAAAACUAGCCAAACCUAUGGCCUUCAUACCAAUUUUCUUCCAAAUGGUGGUGGAAAAGAUUUACUCCCAACCUUAAAAACGGAGUUGCAAAGUUCCUGAAUAUGAGUCAAAGUUUCACAAGGGUGUUGCGUCAAGCAAAGGACUUAUUUGGAACCACGUGACAAGGGGCACAAUGCAAGUUUUGGUGAAUUAUCCCUGCUGAAUAAGAAUUGGGUGGAACAAAAGACAGUAAAUUAAGCCCUGACACGCCUCAAGAUCAGCCUGGAUAAACACGCUGUUCUUAUCAGUAAAGACUCAAGUUUAAGUCGGAGAUUGUAUCAGCUCGGACUCGUUGCAUACUCAGCCUUUGCGUUUGCAUCAGCAAAGUUCUGCCCAAGUGGGUGUUGUAGAGAUGGCAGCUCAGUGGAGAAUGUGAACUCAAGCACCACAGGGUCAGUCUGGUGACCCUACUGGAGACAAGAAGCAUGCGAAACUGUCCGUUUCCAGUUUCCACAAAGCUCGGUAUCAUAUCUGUCGUGACAACACCGAGUCAAUAUGCAGCUUCCUGCCAACAGAAUGCAUUUGAUAUGAACUGUCUAAGUUAAAGUGAAACAGUUACCAGAAGAAUCUUGUAAAGAGAAGGAAGGGGCAAAACAGACCAGAACGGACCGGUCUUGACUUCCGAUUCUGUCUGGGAACAUGCAGAACAAACAUUAGUGUUGUGGAUUUUCAAGGUUUGCGGCCAGUAUUGCAACUGUUUCAGGACACUGUUUGGGUUGUAGGGCAUCUUAAAAGUCGAUAGAGGACAAUUAGAACUGUCAACAUUAUCUGACUGGUUUAUAUAUAUAUAUAUACAUUUCUUUCUCUUGGGCCAGUUAUUCUUGUUUCAUCAGGAACUUUGCAUUCUAAAAUAAGAACCACCAUCCACGUUCUACCAUGAAAUAAACUUGCACAUCAUUUACUGACUUUUAACAGAAAUGCUAAGAUAUGAGAAGUGGGGAGUUGAAAGAGGAUGCAGAGUCACAGUGCUUGCACAGUCUGGCUUGUUCCAUUGUUGACAGGCAGCAUCAACCCCAAGGGGGUACUGGGAGGCCACUUUCCCCCCUCCUCCACAUGUGUCGUGCGAGCAGCUCUCCCACCCCUGUGCAGGACUGUGAUAAGGAGGUGUCAGGAUUGAGAAACAUGUGUUUGGUUCUUAAGAGCUUGGAAAACCAAUAACAAUUCCGAACUGCAUGGAAAGUAGAGGCGGGAUUGAGAGGGCAUAUCAAAUUCUGGCCACAAGAAAGGAGAUUUGCAGCAUUCCCCCUUAUGGCUUUACUGAACCUCCUUUUGAGUCUUGCUCCCUUUAAACUUUCUGUCACGUCUUCAAGGAACAGAUGUUGGAUCCUGUUGGAUCCUUAUCGCUGUUGGGGCAAGAGGAUGAAUGGAAACUGUCUCGCAAGGUCAUCCCCACCCACAUAUACACUCCGCGAGACUUUUCAGUCAUCACCAUGUCUGAUCAUAUCUGGCAGGAUUUUUCUCAUGCUUGAAAGAUACUUCACAUUGCUGGCUUUACGUAACAUUACUAUCAGACUCGAAUGUUAAAAUACAAUUUAUGUUCUGCUGCUUGGAUUUAUGAUAAAGCUUAUUUAUUGAUUAAUUUAUUUUAAAAUAUUAUUCUUUAGGUGACUAACAAUAUUGUACAUAUGACUAAGUACACUAUACAGAGUAUGUCAUGAUCCUGUUUUGCAAAAAAAUAUGUGUAUACUUUAUUUUGUACGAGUUCAUUUUAAAUUAAACAUAUUAUUUUGUGAUAAUUUAUAUUUUGGCAUCUGUAGUGUGCACUCAGCAACGUCUGACUUUAUCAAUCAGUUCACCAGUACUGACUUUGUUUUAAGAUUUCUAUAUCUUUAAAUAGUAUGUUGAUGCUUCAGUUCAUUGCACCCAGACACCCAGAAUAGAUUUAGGCAAUGUCAGUCCAGAGCUCGCUGUUUAGAUAGUGGGUCUGGGAGCUAUUCAUAAAUUUAACUUCCUAUUGAAGACCAGCAGCUCAAAGGCCCGGAGUUUACAUGUCAAACACAUCCAAAUUCAUGGGAAGCUGACUGGAAACUAAUGUAAUGACCACACAGACUCUCCUGGUCUGUUGCUUGAGGCUGUGCAGAUGUGUUUAGCUCUUUUUUUAUUUUUUUUGGGGUGCAGGGUCUAUUAAAAAGUCGUUUUGUUCAGAAUGUAUUUAAGAUAUGAAAUAAGCUUUGGUAAUUUGUUGUUGCCUGGUGCCAUUGUAAAGACUUUGUAUUUUGACAUGUACAAUUGCACAUUGAAAAUGUAAAUAAAAUAAAUAUUUUAAAGAUUAAA
This is a messenger RNA of Triplophysa dalaica, 4557 nucleotides long. RefSeq names its product bone morphogenetic protein 10 (gene bmp10). Bases 759 to 2180 code for a protein of 473 amino acids. Gene Ontology annotation, biological process: BMP signaling pathway; SMAD protein signal transduction. Gene Ontology annotation, cellular component: extracellular region. The transcript has 2 exons. Gene Ontology annotation, molecular function: cytokine activity; growth factor activity. NCBI's taxonomy places the organism in Eukaryota, Metazoa, Chordata, Actinopteri, Cypriniformes, Nemacheilidae. The record is from RefSeq and is a predicted model, not a curated record.